Anopheles maculipalpis is the source of this 937-nucleotide messenger RNA. RefSeq names its product brachyurin-like. The record is from RefSeq and is a predicted model, not a curated record. Lineage: Eukaryota; Metazoa; Arthropoda; Insecta; Diptera; Culicidae. The coding region runs from base 17 to 937 and encodes 306 amino acids. Gene Ontology annotation, biological process: proteolysis. The transcript has a single exon. Gene Ontology annotation, molecular function: serine-type endopeptidase activity.
UGCGUGUGAUCUUAAGAUGAAGUUCUCCCUGUUGGCGCUGUUUGCGCUCGUGUGUGCCGUUGCGGCCACCGACGAUAUUGACUGGUCAAAGGUUCGCCCCAUGUCUCGUAUGCCCCAGUACCUGGCCCGUCUGCCGAAGGAUAUUCUGAAGCAGUACCUGACGGAGGUGCGCAGCAUGCCGUCCAGCGUCCGUGCCAACUCGCGCAUUGUCAACGGUUACAUUGCCCAGCCCGGCCAGUUCCCGUACCAGGUCGCCAUUCUCAGCAACUUUGCCACUGGUACUGGUCUGUGCGGUGGUUCCGUGCUGUCCGUCAACUACGUGCUGACGGCUGCUCACUGUGUGGAUGUUGCUACCGGUGGUCUCGUCAUCUACGGUGCUCAGGACCGUACCAAUGCCAACGAACCGAGCCAGGUGCGCAUUGCGUUCGAGCAGAGCGGAAUUCGCCUUCACCCGAACUGGAACCCAUCGCUAAUCCGUUACGAUAUUGCUACCGUGCGCGUUGUGUCGCCAGUUACGUUGAGCGAUCGCAUCCAGCCCGUUACACUGCCACGUCUGAGCGAUAUUGGCAAUGAUUUCGCCGGUCUGAUCGGUACUGUGUCCGGAUUCGGCCGCUUCUCCGACUCGAUCCAGGAGGCUUCGACUGUGCUGCGCUACGUCAACAACCCCAUCCAGACGAACCUUGCCUGCUCGGUGCGCUUCCCGGGUGUGGUUCAGCCGGAGAACAUCUGUCUGUCGGGUGAUUCGGGCCGUGGUGCCUGCCAGGGUGAUUCUGGCGGUCCGCUGACCAUUGUGCGCGACGGAACCACCGUUCAGCUCGGUGUCGUGUCGUUCGGAUUGGCUCUCGGAUGCGAACUUAACUGGCCAUCCGUGUUUGCCCGCACCACCUCCUUCCUUACCUGGAUCCAGGAGAACUCCGACGUUACCCUGCUGCCAUAA